AUGUCAAACAAAUUCAAAAAUUCAUAUCGCACGUUCCCGUUUGUUGAACCUUCGCACAGUAAGAAGAACCAGCAAUUCGACAGUGGUCUGGUUGUCUCAAGCACCACCAAUGAUGGCAUUGAUGAGCUCAGUAUGACUGCAGACAUGGAAGUACUCGCGACAUUAGACCCUCCAGACCCAAUGUCCCGAAGCUUAUUUGAAUGGGACAGCAGUGUGGAUGCAGAUGUCUCACCGACAAUGGCACGGAAGCGUUUAAUGUUGGCUCGAUGCACUGAAGUACUCACGUCUCUACUUCAAAUGACAGGCGAUUUAGCUGAUCAGCAGUCGAAUCUGGAGCCUAACACUUUGGGCACUAACGAACACUCCUCACCGAAUAACAGUCCACAGACGUCGAACUCCUGUACAAACCUCCCAGAUUCAUCGAGUGACGCCGCCGAGUUGCGUGUUCUGACCGUUAAUCCCCAGUUUGCAGCAGGUCCAAAUGAACAUGAAAGUUCUGCUGAAUGUU
Molecule: messenger RNA, 508 nt
Organism: Dicrocoelium dendriticum
Lineage: Eukaryota; Metazoa; Platyhelminthes; Trematoda; Plagiorchiida; Dicrocoeliidae
Source: the annotation of a GenBank genome assembly